GGUGUGGCUGUCGUGUAAUGUUGGACUGGAUCUUCACCUCUGUCUCUGGAGCGUGGGUCCUGUCCAGGGCUGCGACCAUUCCCUGGGUGUGUAGAGAACACACACGAAACAAAUUGGGAGCUUAGAGUCCGCGUAUCAAAGUCGAUUUAUUGUGCCUUGUUCAAGUGAAGGAUGAAAAUACCCAGUGGGCAAAGAGAAGGAGGUCAUGGGACUCCGGGAGGAUUACCUUGAACUGGAGUCAUGAGACUGCUCACAUGAUCACCACAAUAAGCAGCCUUCAUAAAGUGGUGAAGUUUCAUGUGUGGUGAGCUUCGUGGAGUCUUGCUAACUGGCCCAUUGGGCGCAGCGCUCACAGGAGCGGGAGAGCUGCUGCCGGUCUCCGUCUCUGCGUCUGCCUCUGCCAUCGGGAGCUUGAGGAACAAGAGGAACAUUUCAGAGGGUAGAGCUCUCCACAGGUCGUCCGCUGGGCUUAUCCUUCGUCUAUGCUCGUCAGAUCGGAUUGGAAGAUCGUAUGCUCAAAAGGCGUGGAUAGAGAGGAUCUUCCAGAAGCGAGAAUGCAGCACCAUUUUACCCACCAAGGAUCCCACCAGAUGUGCCUGCGGCCAGCUGGUGGCGGCGCACGUGUCCCCCGGGGCAGUGAACAGCAAGCCGGCCGAAGACAACCAGCUGGUGCACCUGGACGUCCCCCAGGAGAAGUGGUCCGUGGCCAAACACACCCGGACCUACCCCACCGACGCAUACGGCACCACAGAGUUCCAGGGCGGCGGCUUCGUCAACAAGGCCAUGUACAUCCGCGUGGCCUACGACACCAAGCCGGACAACCUGCUGCACCUGAUGGUGAAGGACUGGGCGCUGGAGCUGCCCACCCUCCUCAUCUCCGUGCACGGCGGCCUGCAGAACUUCGACCUGCAGCCCAAACUCAAGCAGGUGUUCGGUAAAGGCCUGAUCAAGGCGGCGGUCACCACCGGCGCCUGGAUCUUCACGGGUGGAGUCAACACCGGAGUGAUUCGGCACGUGGGAGACGCCUUGAAGGACCACUCCUCCAAGUCCCGGGGAAAGGUGUGUGCUAUAGGAAUCGCUCCCUGGGGCAUCCUGGAGAACAAAGAGGACCUCAUUGGAAAAGAUGUAACCAGACCUUACCAGACCAUGGCUAACCCACUGAGCAAGCUGGCGGUGCUGAACAACAGCCACUCCCACUUCAUCUUGACCGACAACGGCACCUGCGGGAAGUACGGGUCAGAGGUCAAGCUUCGGCGGCAGCUCGAGAAGCACAUCUCCCUGCAGAAGAUCAACACUCGCCUGGGCCAGGGCGUCCCCGUGGUGUGUCUGAUCGUGGAAGGAGGGCCCAACGUUAUCUCCAUCGCCCUGGAGAGCCUGAGAGACGAUCCCCCCAUCCCCGUGGUGGUGUGCGACGGCAGUGGACGGGCUUCUGACAUCAUCUCCUUUGCGCACAAACACUCAGAGGAUGAAGGAAUGGUCAGCGAUGAUGUCAGAGACCAACUGCUGGUGACCAUCCAGAAAACCUUCAACUACAGCAAGAGUCAGUCCCAGCAGAUCCUGCUGAUGGUCAUGGAGUGUAUGAAGAAGAGGGAGCUGAUUACCGUCUUCCGGAUGGGUUCAGAGGAUCAGCAGGACAUUGAAAUGGCCAUUCUUACUGCAUUGUUAAAAGGCACCAAUGCGUCCGCCCCUGACCAGCUGAGUCUGGCGCUGGCCUGGAACAGAGUAGAUAUCGCCCGCAAUCAAAUCUUUGUUUAUGGGCACAAUUUACCACCUGCUGGAGCUGUGGCCAACUGUUCGAUGUUAGCCUUGGAUAAGCCCAAGAGCCCGGUCAGCGGACCCCGCAACAAAGCCAGGGGCAAGAAGGGGAAGGGGAAGGGCAAGGCCAAACCAGAGCCCCCCGAGGAGACGGACCCCAGGAAGCUGGAAAUCAUUCGCUGGGUGAAUUCCCUGGAGCAGGCCAUGAUGGAUGCUCUGGUCCUGGACAGAGUGGACUUUGUCAAGCUGCUCCUGGAGAACGGAGUCAAUAUUCACCACUUCCUCACCAUUCCCAGACUAGAGGAGCUCUAUAAUACGAAACUGGGUCCGGCUAAUACCCUGCAUGUUGUGGUCAGAGAUGUCAAAAAGGGAAACCUUCCUCCAGAUUACCAGAUCACCUUGAUUGACAUUGGCUUGGUGCUGGAGUUUCUUAUGGGUGGAGCAUACAGGAGCAACUACACCCGCAAGGCUUUCCGCAACCUCUACAACACUCUUUAUGGGCUGAAACGGCCUAAAGCUCUGAAACUCCUCGGAAUGGAGGACGAUGAACCUCGAAAGGGUAAAAAGAAGGGCAAGAAAAAGAAAGAGGAUGAGGUGGAAAUCGACGUGGACGACCCCGAGGUGUGUCGCUUCAAGUUCCCCUUCCACGAAAUGAUGGUGUGGGCAGUGCUGAUGAAGCGCCAGAAGAUGGCGCUGUUCCUCUGGCAAAGGGGAGAGGAGGCAAUGGCCAAGGCGCUGGUGGCCUGCAAACUCUACAAAGCCAUGGCCCACGAGUCCUCUGAGAGUGAGCUGGUGGACGACAUCUCUCAAGACCUGGAGAACAACUCAAAAGAGUUUGGCCAGCUGGCCUACGAACUGUUGGAUCAGUCCUACAAGCACGACGAGCAGGUGGCCAUGAAGCUGCUCACCUACGAGCUCAUCAACUGGAGCAACUCCACCUGCCUGAAGCUGGCGGUGGCUGCCAAGCAACGAGACUUCAUCGCUCACACCUGCAGCCAGAUGCUGCUGACAGACAUGUGGAUGGGCUGCCUCAGAAUCGGCAAAAACCCUGGUCUCAAGGUUAUUCUGGGAAUCAUGUUCCCUCCUCUGAUUAUGCUCCUGGACUUCCGUGUCGGCGAUGACACGUCUUACCAAGGCCCGGUCGUAGGAGAAGCCGGGAAGGACAAGGACGAUGACAACAAGUCCAGACAGGACGCCAACAAUGACACCAUGUCUCGGAAAGGAGAUGAAGAAGAGGGAAGCACUCACGUCCGCAAGAUCCCCAUCGGAAAACGCUACUUUGAGUUCUAUGACGCGCCCUUCACCAAGUUCUGGUUCAACACGAUCGCCUAUCUGGUGUACCUGAUGCUGUACAACUACAUCAUCCUGGUGAAGAUGGAGAGAUGGCCCUCUCUGCAAGAGUGGAUCGUCAUCUCUUACAUCCUCACACUGGGCACCGAGAAAGUCCGGCAGAUCCUGAUGUCAGAGCCGGGGAAGCUGAAGCAGAAGAUCAAUGUUUGGCUUGAGGAGUACUGGAACAUCACGGACCUGGCAGCCAUCAUUACCUUCCUGAUGGGCCUCAUGCUCAGGCUACAGCACGAGCCAUACCUGGGCUACGGCCGGGUCAUCUACUGCAUCGACAUCAUCUUCUGGUACAUCCGCGUGCUCGACAUCUUUGGCGUCAACAAAUACCUGGGCCCUUACGUCAUGAUGAUAGGAAAAAUGAUGAUUGACAUGAUGUACUUCGUGGUGAUCAUGCUGGUGGUGCUAAUGAGCUUCGGCGUGUCGCGGCAGGCCAUCCUCCACCCUGACGAGGAGCCCACCUGGAGGCUGGCCAGGAACAUCUUCUACAUGCCCUACUGGAUGAUUUAUGGGGAGGUUUUUGCGGACUCGAUAGACCGUAAGACUAGAAUUCAUAUCUACGCUAUGGAAAUCAAUCCACCCUGUGGUGAACACUUGUACGAUGAGGACGGUAAGAAGCUCCCACCGUGCAUCCCUGGUGCCUGGCUCACCCCUGCCCUCAUGGCAGGCUACCUCCUGGUCGCCAAUAUCCUUCUGGUCAACCUGCUCAUCGCUGUCUUCAACAACACCUUCAUGGAGGUGAAGUCCAUCUCCAACCAGGUGUGGAAGUUUCAGAGAUAUCAGCUGAUCAUGACCUUCCAUGACCGGCCCAUCCUGCCCCCUCCGCUCAUCAUCUUCAGCCACCUCUACAUCGUCUUCAACAGGCUGUUCCGACGAUGUGCCAAGAAGAAGGUGGAGGGGGAGCUGGACGAGAAGGACAGAGGACUCAAGCUCAGGCUGAACCCAGAGGAGCUUAAGAGUCUGUACGAGUUCGAGGAACAGUGUGUGGAGGAAUAUUUCCGUGAGAAGGAAGAUGAGCAGCAGUCCUCCAGCGAUGAGCGCAUUAAGGUUACCUCCAAUCGAGUUGAGAACAUGUCCAUGCGUCUGGAGGAGGUGAACGAGAGGGAGAACACCAUGAAGGCCACCCUGCAGACGGUGGAUCUGCGCCUGGCCCAACUUGAGGAGAUUCACGGGCGAAUGGCGACGGCCCUGGAGAAGCUGGCAGGCGUGGACCGAGGGGAACUGACUCGCACGUACUCCCGCAACUCCUCGGUGGGAGACCCCUCCUCCCUGAUGCGCCAGAGUAGCAUCAACAGCGCAGACGGCUACAGCCUCUACCGCUUCCACAUGGACCUGGAGGAGACGGCAGCCAAGCAGAAGGAAGCAGAGGAGGUGGGGAAGACAGGACUGGAGAGGCAGAGGAGCCUUCGACAGUCAGCCAGCUCCAUCAGCCCCAAGGAGUACGGCCCCACGUUGGACGUCAGCGGGCCAGAGAGGGUUCGAACAAGCUCCUGUGUGGAUAUCCUCAUAUCACCGUGUGAGCAAAAGUCCUCAUCCCGAGAAGGAAGUCAAGAAAAUGUCACCCACAGUUCGUCUGAUUUGACACCAGAUGCUAGCUACCCACUGGCCAAAUCACUGCCCAAACUACGUCCAGAGAUGGAUAAACUUAAAAUUGUCCCGACCAGUGCCAAAAGGGCCAAAUCCUUAAGACAAUAUCCCUCUGAAGAACAGAGAACAGGUCCCAAGAGGGCUAUGAGUAUAGUAAACAUUGUCCCAGAUAUGACAGAAUCAGAGCAAGACGCUCAAACCACACAGAAGGCACAACCCUGGCAACCCACCUCUUCUUCACCCCAGAGGACUAAAUCAUUGAGAUGUUUGCCAAGAGAAAGCCCACGGAAGUCAAUUAGAACAAGGAGGGCUUCGAGCGGCUUGGUCCUUAUCCAGGGGGGCGAGGGUCAUGAGUUACAGCAACCGUUGGACACCAAAUCGCUGGUGGAACAGUUUACGGAAGAUGUCCAACUGCAGCCGGUUGACAGCUUGCUUGCGGUCAACACCCUCAGUCUCUCUGAGCAUAUACCCCCAAUGGUCCCGACUCCGGCCCAGAAGCUUGACGUUCCCCAGGCGCUUGAAGAACCUAGCGCAGCCGUACCGGACCAGGAGCCUCCUAGUGACGGGACACCUUCAGACAUAGCAGGAUCCGCUUCAGAAACCAAUCUAUGUGAAAAGGAACCGCCUCCCAGUCUGAGGGUAGCCGAUGAGGCGGUGGUGUCAUCCCAACGGUCAUGGAGCUGGAAUACAGGUGACAUGGAGGCCAGGGGCUUGACUGUGCCCUUCAAGUCAAGAGUCUCAAGCAGUCUGACGGACAUUGCUGGGGCAUCUCUUGUUCUGACUGAUACUCUGCAACGUGGAGAAGGAGAGGGAGAACUACUGAGGAGUGCAGAUGAGCAUGUGGUGGAAGACGGAGCUGAUAAGGUGGAGGCCUCUGGAACAAUGGAGGUCCAAAGUGGCAACACAGAAAGCCAGGAGAAUAAAGAACCGGAGGGGAUGGAACCAGAGCAAAGAGCACCCGAGUGAAAGUCACACCGAAACAAGGCAGCAGGAAGCAGUAUGACAAUCAAAGAAACAAGACUUUUAAUUAACAAUCAACACCACAGCUCAGUCAGUAUCAUAAAUAGGUUAUUGCAAAAUGAAAUACCACGCUUGUUAAAAGUCACAUUUAACAUCUUUACUGAAACAUAUUAGUGUGAAAUUUCGACCAUUACAGCUGUGCAAAGUACUUUGAUGUGAAUGUUGGCAAUUUAAGUUUAAUGUAUGAAUGUAUACUAUACAAGUUGAAAUUAAAAUAAAAUAAAUAAUGCGCAGCCCA
Gadus macrocephalus (Pacific cod) is the source of this 5941-nucleotide messenger RNA. Its product is annotated as transient receptor potential cation channel subfamily M member 1-like. The transcript has 27 exons. The record is from RefSeq and is a predicted model, not a curated record. Gene Ontology annotation, biological process: protein tetramerization; calcium ion transport into cytosol. Lineage: Eukaryota; Metazoa; Chordata; Actinopteri; Gadiformes; Gadidae. Gene Ontology annotation, cellular component: membrane. The coding region runs from base 298 to 5649 and encodes 1783 amino acids. Gene Ontology annotation, molecular function: calcium channel activity.